Messenger RNA from Solenopsis invicta (red fire ant), 5117 nucleotides. It is a transcript of the gene Caf1-180, whose product is annotated as chromatin assembly factor 1 subunit A. The record is from RefSeq and is a predicted model, not a curated record. Bases 600 to 3578 code for a protein of 992 amino acids. The transcript is spliced from 10 exons. Lineage: Eukaryota; Metazoa; Arthropoda; Insecta; Hymenoptera; Formicidae. Gene Ontology annotation, cellular component: nucleus; CAF-1 complex. Gene Ontology annotation, biological process: nucleosome assembly.
CGCGACAAAACGAAUUUAUGAAUCGAGCGAAAGCGGGUUAGGAUUUAUUGUUAAGAUUUCGUGUACGCGCGCUCGGUUUUUCCUUCGUCAGGUGUGCCAAUAGUCGAGCGACGCGCUGUCCGAGAUCGAACCUGUAUAUUGGCAUCGUAGUGUAUGUGCACGUUGUAGAGAUGGCGUCUCGAAAAAAUCGUAUCAGCUAAAUCGUAGGCAUUGCCACUCUCAAGCUUUUCUCUAUACAUAUCGCGUGAAGUUAUCCCUCCCUCGCGUUUUCCCGCGGAUUUUGUUAGGAUCGUGUGUGGAGUUGGCGAUGUGCUGUGCCUGUUAUUUAACGCGAUGUUCGUUUAAAUGCCACAGAGUACACACUCAUCGGCUCGUAAUUCCCUCAGUGCGCCUCCAUUGUUCAUGUGACGACGCGUUCGCGUUCUCCGCACAACCAGCUGAAUUGUCUCUGCGAAUUAUUCCGAUUCUCGUUUAGGUUAUAGCGGCAAGACACUGACAGAUCCGUCCGUAGUAACGUUUAGGGAACGUGACAUCGCGAUAUUUUGAAAAUAGCGUAAAAAAGUUUUUAUGCUUUGUUCUAGGUUUAACAAAUAAAAAGUAUGGACGUUUCGACGGAAGACAACGAUUGUACAGUAGAAGUAGUCACACCUGGGAAGAAAAAGAAAAUGAAGCAAGCACAACUGCCAUUUCAAAUGUUGAAUACUUCCAAAUCGCCAAGCAGUAAAAACAAUGUGUCUGAUAAGAAGAAAAAGAGGAAAUUAAUGUCACCUUUAGUGGGGUCUAAGAGUCCAAAGGUCGUAAAACUUGAAACAAAAGAGAAUUUGGUCAGGAGUAUACCUGAGAAGGAAAGAGAAAAUAUGAUCGAGAAGAAACUUGAUGGUAGCAGUGAUAGCAUUGAAAUAAUACCGAUUGACGAGGAGAAGGACCUAGAACAAAGUGAUCAGCAAAAGAUCAAGAAAAGUUUGGAAAAUACACCCAAAAGGAAUCUAGGAAAAAAUAAGAAAUUGGAUAGAUCUGAACAAAAGCAUGGUGCCUUAACUAAGUUUCUCAAGAGGACAGAGAGGGAAGAAGAAACUGAUAUUAAUCAUGAUAAUAAUUUAAAAGAUAAAAAGAAUUGUCCAGAUACACCUGUACAUAAGGAAAAAAAUUGUUCGGAAGUUGAUAAAAGUUCAGAUGCACAGUUUAUUCAAUCUGAAUUGCAAGAUAAAUCUCAUCUAAAUGAAAUGGAUGAUCAAGUUGCUAAUAAGGAUGCAAAUUGUUCUGCUGUGGAAUCAGACUGUGAUAUUACUAUUUUAACUUCGGAUAAUGAAACUUCAAGUGAGUUAGAUAAAUCAAUAUCAAAUAGAAAUGAGGAAGUCACAGAAAAUAAAGAGACAACACCUGCAACUUCUGUUACUCCAAAAACUGACAAAAAUAUAAAAAGAAUUAAAAGAUUAACACCGAAACAAUUGGAAAAGAGAGAAGAAAUUGCCAGAAGAAAAGAAGAAAGGCUAAAAUUAAAAAUGGAAAAAGAAAAAAAACGAGAAGAGGAGAAAGCAAAUCGACGAAGGGAGAAAGAGGAGAAACAAAAGGAAAAAGAAGAAAAAGAAAAAAUAGAAAAGGAACUAAAGAAAAAGGAAAAAGAAUUAAAAGAACUUAAGAAACAGAUGGAGCUCGAACAAAAACAAAAAGAGAAGGAAGCGAGAGAAGAAGAACGGAAAAAACGAGAAGAAGCGAAGGAAGAAGAGAAAAGGAAGAAAGAAGAUGAACGGCUGGAAGCUGAACGCAAGAAGCAGAAAGCUGUCUCGAAUUUUGUUAGUUUUUUCGUUCCUAAAAAGCAGGAAGUUAAAUCGAUGGAGGAAGAGAGUGUCGUCAAAGUGAAAAAUUUCAUGCCUUUCGAAAUAAAGGCUGACAUGAGAGUUGCGCCGAUUUGUCGAAGAAAAUUGAGUGAACACGAUAAAUUAUUAUUAGAUAACGAAUGCAACGUAGAUUUAGAUAAAACCAAAUUAUAUCUCGAGAAUAUUAAAACAGGAAAAGUCAUCCCACAUACUUCCUCCAAAACAUGGCCGCUCGAAGCAAAAGACGAUGAUAUCAUCCUGCUAGACGACGACAACGACGGCAGUUCCAACAUAAUUACGAGCACUCAUAACUUGGAGAAACAUCGACCGAAAUUACUACAGUUCAAUGAGAAUCGUCGUCCUCCAUACUGGGGCACGUGGCGGAAACGAAGCAGCUGUUUAAAUUCUCGGCGACCGUUCGCAAAAGACAAGAAAUGGUUCGAUUAUGAAGUUGAUUCCGACGACGAAUGGGAGGAGGAAGAACCUGGCGAGUCUCUCAAAGGAUCGGACGACGAAAAAGAUGAGGAAAAUCCGGAAGAAAAUGAAUACGAUGUCGACAAUAAGUUUAUGGUUCCUCACGGAUAUUUGUCCGAUGAAGAAGCGCGGGCUGACGAAGAGGAAAUGGAGGAUAUGUCGCCGCAAACACAGAAAAUGAAACUGAAAAUAUUGGGAGAACAAUUCGAAGCUGAAAGAAAUGCGAAGACACACAAACUUAAGCCAAAAAUAAUCGGCUGCAUCUGGCAAGGAUCUGGCAAUUCUUUUCCGGAAUCUAUUCUUCCAAAAGUCAAGGAGUUUUUAUCGGCACGGCAAGUUUGGGUCAACAAUAUACCGAUAAUAUUUCCAUCGUCGACAUCACCGGAAGAGGAUAGUUCGAUUAACGCUGAUUGUAAGACGCCUCAAUCCAUGAGAAAAGCAAGGACAAAGUUUCCCGAUGAGGCUUUACCCGAUCUGAUUCGAUUAGUACACGGGAACAGAUAUGGUAGACACAGUCUGAUGAGAGAGUUUAUGACAUUCUGGAGUAAAAAAGGCGGGAACCAUUUAUCGAAGGUUAGCGUAUUGUCGAAAAUCAAUGAAAUCGCCGAUAGAAUAGCAUGUCCCGAAGAGGGACCAAUGCAUCUCAAAUCCUGCUGGUACGUCCCGGAGGACGUACGAAAGCAAUAUCUUCCCGACGUUGAGUUGUCGUUGCCGAAUCGUUGGAAAUAUAUUUUACCACCGAAAAGCCGGAAAAGCGAUAUUCUAAACGUUGGAGCCGAUAAGACUACGGAGAAAGAAAAAGAGGAAAAAGAUAAAGACAAGGAGAAGAAACACAUACCACUUAUUACUCAAUUUACUAAAAAAAUUACGCAGGAAGAGAUGAAAAAACAACUGGCGAAAUCUGACCAGGAUGAGACGAAGAAAAAAUCAGUAGCAACACCUGAUCUGAAGGAGAUUAAGAAACAAUUGAAUUCGCAUCAGGAGGAGACGAAAAAACAAUCGGCAUCGACAUCUAAACAGGUUUCCGUCUUACCGAAACUACCCCCGCUACAAAGACCUCCUAAACGGGCGACUUUAAUCUCCGUAGGUAGGGGAGAACAGUUUCCGGAAAAAUCUCGACAAAAUAUGUUAGCCAAAUUUGUCAAUCUUGAUAAGAAAAAAGAGGAAGAACAACUACUAGGAUUGAGUAGCAAAAAGAUGGUUGAAUCAGAUGAUGAAGUUAUACUCGUAGAAAGUAACGAUAUGAAUAAAACGAAUCAAAAGUUAGAAUCAAGUAGUAAGUCGUAAAAUUUUUGCGAGAAAGAGAUUUUUGCAAAGGCGUCACGUAGAAAACACAAACGAUCAAUUAAAAAAUGAAAGUGGGUAUGAUAAAAAUUAGGUUAAUACGAACUAGAUAAAUGAUAUAAAUGAUCAAACAAAGACUAUUAUAUGUGUAUAAAAUCUCAUUAAAAAUAGCACAGAAUACGAAAGUAUGUGUAUCGGUAAAUAAUGGGAAGCACUACGUUUAUAUUUGCGUUAAUGUAUCCCAUUUUUUAGAAAAACAUCUAAUCGGUCAUUGAUGUAUAAUUAUAAUAUGUAUAUUUUGGAAUUAAUUAACACUCUUUUAUACAAAACUUUAACGAAUAAUUUUUAUUAUUAUUGUUUCGUAAUUUUCGAACAUGCAAUUUUGUAAAAUAAAAUAUGUUUAUGUUAUAAAAAUAGACAUAAUAUUUUGAAAUAACGAUUGUAUAUUAUAUUUUAUGAAUGCUUUAAAGCAUUACAUAUAGAUAAGACUCUACUCAUAUGACUAUCCAAGUAAUUAAACGAAAUGCUUCCCAUUUAUAAAAUUUAAUUUCUUUAGUAAUAAUAAUAGAUUGUUGAAAAAUCAUAAUUUCGAAAAUUGUUGAAAAUGUAUUCAUAAAUUAUUAGUAUUAAGAAGAUAAGGGCGAAUACUUGUUUAAGUUCCACAAACUGUAUUUUACCGUUUUGUUUCGUAAAAAUAGUCUUAAUCGAACCGCGUGAUAACUGCCAGAUAGUUAUUUCUUUCAUAUAAAACGUAAGCCUUUAUUCGAUUUAAAAUCUAUUCUUGUUAAAUAGCUAUAAAACUUACAUAAAAGGGAGAAAUUCUAGGUAGGAAUAUACACGAACUGCAGCUAAAAACGAUCAACCCGUUUCUUUUCUAAUUUAGAUUACAAUUAAUAACGUAUAACUAUUCUAAACUAAAGUUUAUUUGUUUAAAUUUUCAAGGAUAUUGUACAUUUCUUUAAAAUGUGAUAUAAUCAACCCACAUAAACAAAAAGAUAUCUUUUAGAUUUUUAAAAGAUAUCUUGUCAUAUCUUGAGGUGUCUUGUAUAUUUUUUAAAAAGUUGCGAAAAGACAGCUUUUAGCAAUUUAAAAGAUAUAUUAUGCAACAUUUUGAGAUAAUAUUUCAAAUAUCUAUGAAGGUAUUUUGAAUAUAUCUUUUUUAGAAAUCUUAUGAAAAGACAUCUUAUGUUAUGAAUAUUGUAAUGAAUUUCUAGAAGAUGACUAAAAGAUAUUUUAAAAUGCUUUUUAUUUGUCUUCUAGAAAUUCUUAAAGAUAUCUUUAAUGAAAUAUCUCUUAGAUAUCCACAAGACCUUGAUGUUUUCUAGACAGAUAUCCAUUUUAAUUAUAGAAUUAAAUUAGUGCUGAAAUAUUCGUAAUAUUUUGUUUUUAUUUAAUAAAUUGAUAAACUUGAAUAUCAUGUAGAUGCCUGUAGAUUGAAGAUGAUGUCGAAGUGGCACGAGUUUCGUCCAUACGAAUUCUAUUUUUUACGAGAGCUUCGCAAGUUAACGUUUGCUAAAUAAAAUAUAUUUUAUAUCAACCGAA